Molecule: messenger RNA, 1234 nt
Organism: Rhipicephalus sanguineus (brown dog tick)
Lineage: Eukaryota; Metazoa; Arthropoda; Arachnida; Ixodida; Ixodidae
Product: 2-Hydroxyacid oxidase 1
Exons: 8
Coding region: 49-1185 (378 amino acids)
Molecular function (GO): oxidoreductase activity; FMN binding
Source: RefSeq, a predicted model, not a curated record
CACGGCAGACGUCGCCGAUAAGACGUUGCCUGAAGCACGCUCGGAAAGAUGGCCUGCAGGCGCAGCGACAAUGACGACGACGUCGUGGUCACACUGGCGGACGUCGAGCGCCUGGGCACGGCCCGCAUGAGCACGAGCGCCCGCGGCUACUACCAGAGCGGAGCCGACCAGCAGCAGACGCUGGGGGAGAACACCAGCGCCUACCGGAGGCUUCGGCUGCUUCCGCGGAUGCUGCGAGAUGUGAGCCGCCGUGAGCUGAGCGUCACGCUGCUGGGUGGACGCGAGCGGCUUUCCUUCCCAAUAGGAAUUGCACCCAGCGCCAUGCAGAAGAUGGCACACCCGGAAGGAGAGGCAGCGACCGCAAGAGCUGCUCGAGACGCCGGUACUCUCAUGAUCGUGAGCACCAUUGCGACCACGUCACUGGAGGAUGUGCGCGAGGCGGCGCCUGACGGCCGCCGCUGGUUCCAGCUGUACGUGUACCGGGAUCGCGACGUCACGCGCGCCCUGGUGCGGCGAGCCGAGCAGGCUGGUUAUUCGGCCCUGGUCCUCACCGUCGACACGCCUUACUUCGGCCAACGACUGGCCGACGUCAGGAACAAGCUCGCCCUGCCACCGGGACUCAAGAUGGCCAACUUCAAGGAAGCUGACUUCCACAACGUGGUCUCAGCACCGGGUGGCGGCUCGGGCCUCUCGACGUACGCGUCUGCGCUUUUUGACCCCUCUCUGACGUGGAAAGACGUGGAUUGGUUAACAAGCAUCACUCACUUGCCGGUCAUCAUCAAAGGCAUCCUCAGAGCUGACGACGCCGCUGAGGCGGUGAAUCACGGCGCAGCCGCCAUACUGGUGUCCAAUCACGGCGCCCGACAGAUUGACGGAGAACCGUCAACGAUCGAGUGCCUGCCGGAAGUGGUGCGUGCUGUGGCGGGCCGCUGCGAGGUGUACCUGGAUGGUGGUGUGCGCUGCGGCACCGACGUCGUCAAGGCGCUGUGCCUCGGUGCAAGGGCCGUGUUCAUCGGCAGGCCCGUGCUCUGGGGGCUUGCUUUCAAGGGCAAGGAAGGCGUGGACCAGGUACUGGCCAUCUUGCGCUCGGAGCUGGACCGCGCCAUGGGACUUCUGGGUUGCCGCACCAUCAGCGACCUCACUCCAGACCUGGUGGUUCGCGAGGAGCGUUUUUCCAGGCUCUGACUCGCCUACCUUAUUCCCAUCGUUCUUUCAAUAAAAGCGGUAAUGGGGA